This is a messenger RNA of Gaeumannomyces tritici R3-111a-1, 1121 nucleotides long. Its product is annotated as 14-3-3 family protein. Gene Ontology annotation, cellular component: cytoplasm. Gene Ontology annotation, biological process: signal transduction. The coding region runs from base 1 to 807 and encodes 268 amino acids. The transcript has 5 exons. The record is from RefSeq and is a predicted model, not a curated record. Lineage: Eukaryota; Fungi; Ascomycota; Sordariomycetes; Magnaporthales; Magnaporthaceae.
AUGGGUCACGAAGAUGCCGUUUACCUGGCCAAGCUCGCCGAGCAGGCUGAGCGCUACGAGGAGAUGGUUGAGAACAUGAAGAUCGUUGCCUCGGAGGAUCGCGAUCUGACCGUGGAGGAGCGGAACCUUCUGUCCGUUGCCUACAAAAACGUCAUUGGCGCCCGCCGAGCGUCGUGGAGGAUCGUCACCUCGAUCGAGCAGAAGGAGGAGUCCAAGGGCAACUCUUCGCAGGUCGGCCUCAUUAAGGAGUACCGCACUAAGAUCGAGCUUGAGCUCGCCAAGAUCUGCGAGGAUAUCCUGGAGGUCCUUGACAAGCACCUGAUUCCUUCGGCGAAGAGCGGAGAGUCCAAGGUCUUCUACCACAAGAUGAAGGGCGACUACCACCGGUACCUCGCCGAGUUUGCUGUUGGCGACAAGCGCAAGGACUCCGCAGACAAGUCGCUCGAGGCCUACAAGGCUGCCACCGAGGUCGCCCAGACGGAGCUGCCUCCCACUCACCCCAUCCGACUUGGUCUCGCCCUGAACUUCUCCGUGUUCUACUACGAGAUUCUAAACGCCCCCGACCAGGCCUGCCAUCUUGCCAAGCAGGCUUUCGACGAUGCCAUUGCUGAGCUUGAUACCCUGAGCGAGGAGAGCUACAAGGACUCGACCCUCAUCAUGCAGCUGCUCCGCGACAACCUGACGCUCUGGACCUCGUCCGAGGCCGAGCCGACGGCUUCGACUGGUCAUGCCGAGGCUGCCCCGGCUGCCGAGGAGAAAGCGGCUGAGCCUACCGGCACUGCGGACGAGCCGAAGGCUGCCGAGUAAGAUUCGUAAUCCCUGGUGUCGCGGCCAGCAAUUCAUUGGUUGAAAUUCCGGUGAAAAUGGUGUCUCUGGAGUGUGGACUGGAAGAAUUCCCGUGGAGCCCUGUCAUCUUUUUUUACUUAUCUUGCCUCUCUUUCCCCCUCACUCAUGCGAAUACACAGAUAAAGACUUGGGCGCUUCCAUUCAUCCAGCAACGGAUAAAAAGACGAGCAUUUUGGAGGCCACAUUCAGACUGCUUGUUUUCUUUUUUUAGACUCUAAUGCUGUGGAAGGAUCGCCUGGACAAUAAAUUCCCAAAAUUCCGAUUCCCAUCAUGCC